Molecule: messenger RNA, 2297 nt
Organism: Gloeophyllum trabeum ATCC 11539
Lineage: Eukaryota; Fungi; Basidiomycota; Agaricomycetes; Gloeophyllales; Gloeophyllaceae
Exons: 13
Source: RefSeq, a predicted model, not a curated record
AUGCGUUGUGCGAGGCCGAAGCGCAUGCCAACCUUCGACACAAGAUACGCAAGAGCUAUUCAUCCCUGUUACUCGAGCACCUCUGCUGCUCGAAUUUUGCCUGGUGUCGGUCGCGCAACAUCUAUUGUUACGCUACCCGUCCACAUCCAAUGGCAGCGCAUGGACAGCACACCAGAUGAAGUAUCUAUGCAGGUGGACGACCCAGACGUCAAUGCUGAUACUUACAUGCACUCGCCAGAGCGGGCUUGCUGUAACGAACCCCUGGCUCCACUUUCUCAACCCCGAGCUAGCCCUAACGGCAAGACGUGUGCUAUUCCUCGGCCUUCUGAAAACUCGUACGGGAGUAGCGUGUGGCUGCGACCGGAUGAUGAACUUCAUCCCAUCUCUCAUGCCCAUCUUCUGGUACCACGUCGAUCUCGGGUCGAUAUACCCUUUCCUAUUGCAUGUAUCGCGCCCCAUGACGAGAUCUACGAGCUUCUCUCUAGCGCGGUCUUUCAAAAGCACGUGCUCGGAGUAGGCCAGCCGAUGCUUGGCUUCACUUUCGAUCCGAUGGAAAGCUAUUUGCAAGUUAUUGUGGCGUGGUUGUCGCCUCAGCGUAUGGACGAUCAUGAAUGCCCGUGGCGCGUGACCCUGAUCGAAGAUGAUAAACACUCCGAGGGUGGUUCUCGAGAGCAUGUUGAGCGAUGGCUUCGAGACAGUUUAGGGCGCUUGAUUUCACCAGCCAUGUCGGAUAGCAAUCGUUUUCUCUCGCCUCCGAGCCAGAAGACGCGGCGUUCGGGGUCUAUGGGCAGCGCUGUUAGCUCAAGCCCCUCCUUCCUGCAUGCUAUUCCGAGCAGUAUCCCAGCUGCCCGUGCAAAAGAAAUCAGAAAUGAGGUCCGAGAUCGGAUUGAUGAGAACGCUGUGCUAAAGUCAGGAUUUGUUGCACCUGUACCGACUGGGCACUGGUGCUCAUACAGGCGCUUGUGGGAACGAGGUCGCAAGCUUAGUGCAUCCCAAGCAGCAAAGCCGUCACGAGAAAGGAAGGCAUAUGACUUACCCGGAGAGAUCCUCUAUGAUCGGCGUGUCAUAUCGACUGUAUGGCCGUCUACCGUGGUUGACGUGCCAUCAAACUGGCCACACAGCUCAACAUUUAUCGACAUCUGGAAGAUGCUGUUUUUGCGCUCGUUGAGCACGACUGACAAAGAAUGGUUUUAUGGCACAUUUAAGUUUUCGGACGUGAAGUUCAGUCUGCCCGAAACCUCUGGGCCACAUGCGCAUAUGCAGAAAGGCUCAGCAAAGUCUGGCGACAAUCCCCAAUCCUUUCUGAGUGUAGGAAGUACGCAAGAGUACUAUUUCUCCAAGCUGGACGAAGACAGUUUCAGGGCUUUCCUCAACUUCCAGAACGACCUUGAGUACGAGAAGGCCCUGCGCCAUGCCACCUCUCUCUCUCCGCUCCUUCCGAUCGGCCCUGAGAAUCUCGACACAUUUAAAAGGGUCGUACCCACGAUCUGCUCAGCUUCAGAUGAAGCGCGUGCCCUUCGAGAGUGUUUGGGUGGCAAGAAACCGAAUGAAGCUGAAUGUAGACUCAUGUGGGACAAGAUCAUUAAGGUCAUAUUUCCAGGCGUCACGACCUUUGGUGAUGGUUCAUUCACUGAUAUGACGAUGGAGCGUCCCGUUUCCGCAUCACGCAACCUGAUCUCCGACGCGGUACUCGGAGGGACGUCUUCCUUCCACGACUUGAAACUCGAGUACAGGGACUUGCAGUCGGGGUCUGACGAUCGAUCAGCACGAGAGGUUGUGUGGUCGAGGUUGCAGGUCACUCCCGAAGCUGCUGAUGGAGAAGCUCAUGAUGCGGCUCGUGCUCUGCGCGAGAUUCUCAAACAGGAGAGUAACCGGGGCGAUGGUGUCCUGUCCAAGGCCCUUGUGGAUCGGAUAUUCGAACGUGAUGAUUCUGUCGCUCGGUGGAACAAGAAUACCGAGGACGAUAUAGACAUCAAAGCCCGAGUAUUGCACAGUUACAAUCUGGGUGUCUGCGAUACUUUGGUGCUUGCUGGCGCACCCUUCGUCUUUCCGGAAAGCAAUGCUGCCUUGGUGAAGGACUUUUCAGUCAUACAGACCGUUUACGAUGCGCAAAAGCAGCCUGACGCAACUUCGACUUCAAACGAUGACCCGGAGACAAUUGCGGUGGACGUUGAAGAAGCUCCUGAGACCGGAUCUGGUGCGGAGGCGCCGGGGACGAAUACAAACUCUGCUGUUCAACUUCCUCUUGCCCCUUCUUCUAUGCACUGCGUUGUCGCCUUGGCGAAACAGGCAAUUCC